UCUUUAACUGAUCGCUCGCGCCGAUGAUUUAAUUUUUAAGUUUAAACGCAGACACAAAAAGAAGCCACCGAGUGUAGCAACUAAACGAUACUCACAUUACCCACACCAUAAAAAAAAUAUAUCGCGAUACAUAAAUAAAAUAAAAUACUUGCAGAUGUGCGAAUGUCUUUUGAAACUUUGCAACCAAUUUGAAUAACGAACACAACAAUAAUCAAUCGAAGUGAAUUUUUUGUAUGAUUAAUUGCAACGAAAGUAAAAUCGAAAAAUUUGUAGGAAAACAAAACAGCGCGUGCGGCAACGAAGCAAAAACAUAAAAAUAAAUUAAUAUCUAUGCUUAUUAUACUACAUGUCUCUGCAUAUGUGCGAGUGUGUAUGUGUGUGUGCGUGAGUAAUAACUGAGAGAACUAGCGAGCGAUCUAACAACGAAAAAGCAAACGAAAAGAAAAAAUUACGCGAACAAACCACAACUAUAAAAAUAACAAAAAAAAACACAACGAGAGUGCGCAGCCGAAUAAUAAGCGCAAAGCAACAAACCAAAAAUAGACAACGCCAAGCGGAAAAAGAAUCAGCAGCAGAAGCAGCAGCUAAUGCAACUGCAGCCGACGUCAGCGUCAACGCGUAUGUGCCAAGCAUAAUUAAACGAGACACGACGCAGCGUAUUCUAGUAUAAAGUAAAUGAUUAUACACACACAUAUGCAAUCAUAUCUCUAUACGAAUCACAACAACACAAACAACUACAACGACCCAGAGGAAGACAAUCAACGAAGACGACGACAACAACAACUACAAUAACAACAAGCAAAAGCAAGCAAGCGAAUAUCCAUAACGACGAUUCUUUAAUCUCUGCCGAACUAGACAGAGAGUGCGAAGGAGACAGAGCGCAAUUAGCAGGCAAGCAAAGCAAAGCAAAGCAAGAGAGUGCGAAUAGCAACGAAAACUCCCUGAAUAAAAAUUAUAAGAAAUAUUUAACUAUUAUUGGAUUGACAUAUUAUUUGCAUUAAAAGACCACGCUAAUACCGAUUAAGCGGAGGAUUACAAUUUGUCUUGCAACAAAAUAAAGGAAACGAGAUUACGAAAAAAAAAGAACUAAACUUAGUUAAUUGUAUUAAAAAAGAAAAAGCAAAAACAAAACAAAUGAAAAAACAAGAAUUGUGAUAUGUACAACUUUACUCAAAUAUUGAAAAAACAUAUAUAGAGCUUAUAUUCUGAACUAAACGGAACAUAAGUCGAAAAAGCAACAUUUUUAUAAGCAUAUAAAAAAAAAGAAAGAAGAAAACCAAAGAUUAGGUUUUUCAAUUAGUUGUAACCAAUAAGAAGAAAACAGAAGCAGAAAAGCAGCACAAUGGCAGAGAAAGUGGAAAUCUCAGCAGCUACAUUUAAUAAUAAUAAUCAACAGAACGAUGCUCGCAAGGUGCGCAAAUCUCCCGAUUUUCAACCCAUGAUGCCCGGUGUUAUAUCCAGAGAACGCAGUUUUGUGCGCACCUCAAAUCAACAGAAUAUUAAUAAGAGACGCAGUCUGGCGUUCAAUGUGCCUGGAAAUCAGGCUGGACAGAUGCGUGGCAAGCCAGCAAUGGAUAUUUACAGACCGCCAAAUGUUCGUGGCUGUGAGCUGGCCACAAGUGUCUCAAAUGGUGGUGGCGGCGGUGCAAGUGUUGCAAGUGUUGGUGGUGGUAUUGGGGGUGGUGGCAAUAAGCUGAAUAUUAAUGCACAGGAGUUCACAAUGACGCCACCGCCGAGCGCCGAGGCACUUGAGAAUAAUCGUUCGUCCCUCAUCUUCCCACAACAAUAUGUGACAACAGCGACAGCUGCUGGACAACACAACACACAAAAUGCCGCCAUCCUCAACAGACGUCAGGCGGGUCUCUCCCUGGGCAAUAUGUCAUCGCUGAGCAGUUUGAGUGGACGUCAUCGCUCCAUUCUGGUCACGCAUCCCAUUAGCCCGCUGGGCGGACAACUUCCGCUCAUGAAUUCCCCAUCCAGCGGCAACAUACUCCACUCCACAAAUCGCGUCAAGUUCGCACCGGAGCCGAGGGCGCAAAAGCCGCAGACGCAGUACGUCAAUAGCAAUGGGCAGCAGCACUACAACAGCAAUGGACAACAGCACUAUCAGCUGAAUGGCCUCGAUCCCUACUUGAAUGGCAACGCUUUGCAGCGCUCCAAGUCGCUUUCCUCCGCCGAUGCCUUGACUAGGGGCAUGGCCGGCUUGGGUCUGGGAUUGGGCAAUGAGGUGGCCGACAUCGGUCAGUUUACCCCCGAGAUACAGGCGCUGAUUGACACCGCCCUGGAGGAUCCGAAUAAGUUGAAUUCACGCUGCCUCAUGGAGUUGACGUCGCAGUUCAUCAAGCGUGCCGUGGAGAGUCGUCGCUUUGCGUUGCCCAUCUCCCGAUUGUGCCUCAACAUUAUCGCCAAGGAGCAGAAGGAGACGUUCCUGGAGGCCUUGCUCAACACGUGCCGUCAGUGGUAUCAGGAGCGUGAGAAGUUGCUGUUUGCCAUACAGGGCAUGAAGUCACCGUCGCGUGUCCGCUUCACGGCUUUCAUGGCAUUUCUCACGGAAAUGUUCUGCCAGCUGAAACGCCGCCAGCUCCAGCUGCGAACCCACAGCGAGGGAACGCCGCCGCCUCUGGUGCUGCUCAGUUUGCUCUCCAAAUGCUGCGAGGAUUGCGUGCGACCACCUGUGCGUUCUCUAUCCGAGAUCGAAUGCCUGUUCUAUGUGCUCACCUGCAUUGGCCAGGACAUGGAGCAACAGCUGCCACAGCAACUGGAGCUGCUCAUGUCCUUGGUGCGCGAUGCGUUCCUCAAUGCCGGUGAUGCUGCUGCUGCGAUACGUCGCACUCUGCUCCAGCUGAUCGAACUGAAGGCCUCGCAUUGGCAACUACCGGGCAAUACGGUGCUCUAUUACACCCAUACCAACAAUUAAAAGAGAAGAAGAAGAAGAGGCGAUGGGAAAUACAUAUCAUCGGGAUGCAAUUUGUGGCAAUCUGAAAAAGCAGACAUUAUUAUUGUGUGGUCGAAUUGCAUUUAGGCAUUUGUCCUCAUGCAAGCAACGCAACUAUUUAUCGUACUCCCCGAGUACACAAUAUAGACAAUAAGCAAUAUUUAUUUUUUGGCAACACUAGAUACAUAAUAGCAUGACUAACCCAAGGCAGAAAUACACACGUAUACACAUAUACAUACAAAAAAAAACCCUUAAACUGACCCAAGUGAAAAAAGCUCAUCUAACCUCUCAUAGCGGAGUUCAUAACUCUGCUACAAUAAGGCUCAAUUUGUACUAUGUGAACCCGUAUUUACUAUUUAUGUGUAAUAAAAACUACGCUAGUCACAAAACACAA
Molecule: messenger RNA, 3329 nt
Organism: Drosophila sulfurigaster albostrigata
Lineage: Eukaryota; Metazoa; Arthropoda; Insecta; Diptera; Drosophilidae
Exons: 10
Coding region: 1343-2917 (524 amino acids)
Biological process (GO): regulation of translational initiation
Cellular component (GO): cytosol
Molecular function (GO): protein binding; translation activator activity; RNA binding
Source: RefSeq, a predicted model, not a curated record